This is a messenger RNA of Suillus discolor, 2703 nucleotides long. RefSeq lists its product as uncharacterized. Lineage: Eukaryota; Fungi; Basidiomycota; Agaricomycetes; Boletales; Suillaceae. The record is from RefSeq and is a predicted model, not a curated record. The annotation marks the transcript as partial. The transcript has 5 exons.
CAGAGUCCAAAUGAUUAUCUCCAGGAGUGGAAAUUUCGGAUGAACGAUUAUCUCAGGAUCCUCCAUGAACAAGAGGCUCCACCUGAAGACAAAAAAUGCUGCGUGUGUGGCUCCAAGUCCACUGUGUAUAGGUGCUACAACUGCCUCGGCGACCCGGUAUUUUGUCUGAAGUGCUGCAGAAAUGAGCACUGGAGACUGCCUUUCCAUAAGAUAGCCAAAUGGAAUGGGGGAUUUUUUGAGGAAAUGUCUCUGACCAAGAUAGGUAUGGAAAUUUAUCUUGGGCAUCAGGGAAUGCCUUGUCCAGCACUUGGGGAUAUUCAUGAAUGGGAGGACACCGACGAGCCCAUAUAUCAACUGGCAGAGGACUUCCCUACCAUAGUGGAGCUUCCAUUCUUGAACCGCAAGCAAUGCAUCACAGUUGUUGACAAGUCCAGAGUCUAUUCUAUCAUGAUAAGGUUUUGUCAAUGUCUGAAUGCUUGCACACCUGACAAGCAAUUAUUCAAGAUGGGCAUGUUUCCGGCAUCCUUCACCCGACCCAAGACCGCGUUUACCUUUCUGGUGCUGGAUGGUUUUGCAUUGGACAACUUGGAAUGCGGAACUUCGGCAAUGAAUUACUACAACAAGUUGAGAAGAAUGACGUCAAGUAUAUCUCCGCAUCUAGUCCCGGUACAAUUAAUGAGGGUAGCAUGGCAAUGGCGACAGCUGAAGCUGCUUAAAUGGAAUGGGUUCACUUAUGAGAGCAGACGGCCGACACCCGGGGAGCUUGCCCUCUUUUGCCCGGCUUGCCCGCAGCCCGGCAUUAACACACCACUGCCGGCCGAUAGAAAUCCCCAUGAUCCCAGUUGGCUAUAUGCCCGAUCCCUGGUCAUGGACGGCAACUUCAAAGCAGAGCACCUUUAUCCCACUCAUCCAGAAGACGAAGUCUGGUUGACAGAUGGACAAUGCUUCAUGGUUUCCAAAGACCAAUACAAGGCUCAUCCAGCCGUUGCGAAUGACGUUGUUCAACCUUCCGAGUGCAAUAAUCACCGAGCCAUCAACCAGGCCAAUGUGUCCCGACACAAACUAGAAGCUACUGGGAUAGGCGGGUGCGCGUGCGCCCACCACGGCUGUUUUAUGCCUCAUUCCGUUGUGGAUUUUCAAAAGGGCGAACGGCAAAUGAAUAUGGACUAUGCACUAUGUCACACAUUAAGCCACCACACUGAUGGACUCAGCCAAGCUUUCACAUUUUAUGACAUUAAUUGUCAGUAUAACAAACACUUCUGGCGUCGGGUGAACAAGAGCCUUCAUUUGAGCAUCCCUUCUGGAAUGGAAAUCAUACCGGGCAUUGGCCUCUGGCAUGUUCAUGGACACCAAGACAAAUGCUAUGUCCGGUAUGCAUCAACAUUUAAUACUGGCGCCACUAGGAUUGAUGGCGAAAUCAUGGAGACAUUGUGGGCGCCUCUGAAUAUUAUAUCUCCUGCCGCGAGAGGGAUGUCCACUCCCCAUUGGCAAGAGUGUCUCAAUUACCAGAUGAAUGACUCCAAUUUUAUGAAGAUGAUUCGCAUGAGUGGAUUUCUUUGCCAGAAAUAUAAGGAAGCCAUUAAGGGAGUGGCAGAAAGCGCUGCUGCAUUUGACAAGCUCAACGAAACUGCCGAUCCUAACAUGGUCACAACAUGGCAGGAACAAGACCGAAAUGCUCAUUCAUGUCGAGUUGCCGAUCCAUCUGCGAUGGAUAUAUUUGAGGUGCAGUUAAAGAGGGGUGCUGCUACAUGGAUUGCAUCCGGUAUUACCAUAGAAGAAAUGCAGAUAGCACUAACUAUGGAUAUUCGGAAGCUCAGCAGACACCCUAUGGAGACCCAAACCUUGGACAUUUGCAGACACCGGACAAAGUUGCAAAGUCGGAUAGAUGAAUUCACCAUUGUGGCGGCGACUCAUCUGGGCGAGAGCUUCGACAUUGAUGAGGAAAUUAGAGAUAUCCGCUUGGACUUCAUAGAUGACGAUUCAGAAGAUGAUGGAAUUGAUGGCAGUGAUACCGAAUCUGAACCGGAAGCCCAUGGACAUCAGCUGCGGGAUCUCUUCUACCCUGAGAAGAUCAUGAUCCCUCUGCCGUCUAAUAUCGGCGUAGCACGUUGUGCGGAGCUAGGUGUUGAACACCUCCUUGGUCAAGAAAUUGCACUUCGGGAAGGUCAGGCCAACGACGCCUUGCAAGCGAUCAGAAUGCAUCUAGUGGAUAAGGCUGUGCUCUUUCAUACCGCAGUGCGUCCAGCUAAAUCACAAGCAAAGUCAACGAGGGCAUGGACGCAGGUUCAUUCAGUGGAAAAGGUCAUCCGACUCAACACCAUGAUUUAUAUGAAAUGUCGGGCACAACUUGGACACCUGGAAGCUCAUGGCCUACUUAAUAAGUACCUCCGGAUGGAAAAAUGCCAUCUCAAAACAACUGCUGCCAUGGCAGACCCGAAUGCCCAGGGACAGCGAAAUGCAACUCUCCCGUGGUUCUGGUCUCUAGACAUACAAGGCGAUUCAGUCAGCAGUGAUUGGAUAAAUAAAUGUAUGUAUUUUCAAUCCGAGUAUUUCGAGCCGAGGCUCAAGACACAACAGUUUACAGGGUUCAUUGGCUUCACACGAAAGCAUUACGCAACUGAUGGGCAGAAGAACUCAUACUCGUCGAACACAAAAUGGGUUGGACCCUGGAGUUUUUCCUCUUCAAAGCAAGCAUGUGGUUGA